Molecule: messenger RNA, 1365 nt
Organism: Colletotrichum truncatum
Lineage: Eukaryota; Fungi; Ascomycota; Sordariomycetes; Glomerellales; Glomerellaceae
Cellular component (GO): fungal-type cell wall
Source: RefSeq, a predicted model, not a curated record
AUGAAGUCAUCUACUGUCAUAUUGCUGGCAUCGGCCACUGUUGGCCAGGCUCUUCAGCAGUGCUCUGGCACUGCCAAAGAGGAGGGUGGAAACUGGUGGUGCGGCCUCGUGAACCAGAUCCUCUACUCCAACGUUGGCCACCCUGGGAGUUACAAGGCUGUCUCCAACAUGGGUGAAGACGGAUCUUGCAGCUUCGAGGAUGUCGCCUUCUCUGGUCCUCUGGCCCCCUUCAACGAAGAGCUUACCCCCCUCUUCCGUGGCCCCAUGAACCUCAAGCAGGUUGCCGUGUACAACCUUUCACCCAAGGCCAAGCGCUCUUCUUCUAUUUCUCAUACUCAUGCCCGCCGCCAUGGUCACCACCACUUGCACAAGAAGCAUGCCGAAGCCCACCAGCAUAAGGAGGAGAAGCGAGGUGGCGAUGUUUGGGUCACAGCCACAAUUGAUGGUAUUGUCCAGUCUUGGAUCAACACUUGGCAUGGCCCUACCCCCGAGGCCGCUCCUCCAGCCGAGACCCCCGUUGCUGCCCCCAUUGUCACUCCUAGCCCUACUCCCACUCCCGAGGCCCCCUUUGUGGCCGCCGCUGUUCCCAAACCCGCCAGCUCCAGCAAGGCCAAGGCUCCAUCAACUGGAAGCUCCGGUAGCGACUACACCCGUGUUGCCUACUACAAUGCCGACAAGGCUAUCGCUGACGGUAUUGUCUUCCUUGGCAACUACGGUGGCCAGGGCUCUGGAAAGUUUGACAACGUCUUCGGCAACUCCUUGUCCUACCUCAACUCCGAUGCGAGUGGUGGCGCUUCCUCGCCACAGGUCUUGGACCCUGUCUAUCUCCCUUCCAACAAGGAGUUCGCCAUUUACAGCGACAAGCAAUGCACUGACGGCAGCUGUGGAUACUACCGCCCCGGCUCUGUUGCUUACCACGGCUUCAAAGGCGAGGACUCCGUCUGGCUCUUCGAGCUGAACAUGCCCAUGGAUGGCACUAAGGGCUUUAAUGCCGACAUGCCAGCGCUCUGGUUCCUCAAUGCUCGCAUUCCUCGCACUGUUCAGUACGGCGCUUGCUCUUGCUGGCCCAACUGCGGUGAGAUCGAUGUCCUCGAGGUCCUCGCUCCCGGUGACACCAAAUGCAAGUCCACCUUCCACUCCAAUGUCCCUGGUGGCUCCUCUGACUACUUUGACCGCCCCACGAGCGAUUUUAUCAAAGUAGCUACUGUCUUGGACGGCGAAUCUGGUCAGGUCUCUGUCAAGAUUCUUGACAGCAGUGUCGAUUUCUCUACCGGUCUCACCCGUGAGCAGGUUGAGGGCUGGCUCUCCUCAGACUCUACGUCCGCCAAGGGCGGUAAGGUCAGCCUGUUCGCGCUUUCCAGCUAA